This is a messenger RNA of Pteropus alecto (black flying fox), 2621 nucleotides long. RefSeq lists its product as uncharacterized. The transcript has 7 exons. NCBI's taxonomy places the organism in Eukaryota, Metazoa, Chordata, Mammalia, Chiroptera, Pteropodidae. Bases 1673 to 2569 code for a protein of 298 amino acids. The record is from RefSeq and is a predicted model, not a curated record.
UCCUGUCAUAAAGCUCCCUAAAACGUGAUGUCACACACAGAGACCACUCUCCUUGCAAAAGGGAGGGGCUGUACACUGGACUCCCAGACUUAACUGGCUCCAGUGCCCUUCUCAGGCUCGGUCCUGGGGCCUGGAGGUGAGUAGGCUGCUGGACACUGAUAUGAUCGAAGGAUACUCUGCAGAUCACUGACGUCAUCAGGGUUGGCAUAGCUGGAAAGUAGGCUUGAAGGCUCCCUCAAUAAGGUAAGAAUUGUCUUUGACUCCUAGCCUACGUUUUUGGCUUCCUUCCCUACUUGGCAUCACCUUUCUCCCCCUCGACUCAUUUUCACCCCUUUCCUCCUUUAAACAUCCACUCAGAAAAAGCCUGGUAACUCCACUCACACCAAGUUAUAAAUGACUAACAAAGCUUGCUGCCGAGCACAUUGCUAGCAGUAUUCCCAGAGGAGAUCGAGGGGAAGGUAGGUGCCUUGCGAAGAAAUGAAGUGAGCCAAGGCCUGGAAAGGGCCCACUGGAUUUCUGUGACUGGUGCAUAUCGUUGACCUUGCUGAGAGAGGUUUCGGGGACUUACGGGGACAGAACCAGAUUGAGGUGGGCUGCGGAGUGAGGGAGAGGUAGAGCGAAGACAUCCACUGUAGGCGGCUCUCUCAAAGAGACCGGUGUGAAGGGUAGGGGACCAGGAGGCCGGUAGCUGGAGAGGGCCUUGUUUUUUAGUGGAAGAGAUGAGCGGUGUGUUUAAAUGCUGAUAGGAAGGGGCCGGAAGAGAAGGAAUGGCUGAAUAUACCAGUGAGAGGGGAGACCCCCAAACGCCCAGGUUGUGAGAGGACCAGAUGGAAUUCAGUAGAGGAGCGGGGGCUGGUCUCAGAGGAAGUGGCCCGCGAGAAGCAGAGAACGUAGGUGGGUUUGGUGGCAGAAAGUCAAGGGGACUCACAUCCGAUGGUACCUGUGUUCCCUGCUAAAAGUGCGGGAGGCAGAGGUGGGCUGGGCUGUUUAAUGAGACUCUGAAGUAGUCCCUGUGGACACUGAGGAGCUGACUUGGGGAUGGAGGCUUGCGGGGCCCAUCAAGGGCCCAGCUCUCCGGAGACAUCAACUUGACAGUGGUGUCAAUUUACAGGGGAUUCCAAUGUUGAGGGUGGAGGGGCGUGGUUUCCAGACAGGAUGUUUCUAGGAGGCUAGGGAUUUCCCCCAGUACUCCCCAAAUUAUUCUCGAAAUAUUGAAUAACCCAGAAAGCACUUUAAAGUUUUGGUAGUUUCUAGUCAUUAUUAUUUACUAUUAUAAUGUUCUACCAACGCCUGAGAACAUGUUACGCCAAAUGUCCAACACAGCCUCACCUUUCUCUUUAAUUCUACCCCAACCCCCUUUUCCCAUUCGGUGCCCUGGGACUUAACCUUUUCAGCUCUGAGGGCAUUGGAACCAUCUUUUGUUUGGCACCCUGAGGUCUUAGGAGGAAUUUCUAAGCAUUUUCUGAGCUCCAAGGGUUAGCCCACUGCAUCCUGAGUUCGACCUCUGUUUGUGACCAGCAGGCCAUCCCCUGCUGAGCCCUGCCGGUGGGGUUCCUUGCCACUCCGCCCCCACCCCAACGUGACUCCUGCAAGCCCUGUGGUUCAGGAACACGGGGCUCCUGGGCCUGUGAGAGACACUGACUGUUGCCCACCUUUUCUUCUUAGACUGAAAAUGGUGUUCGGUCUGUGCCACCAGAGAGAGAGGCUCUUCAAGUCCCUGUACGUGGUGCAGAUCUUCGUCCUCGCAGGAGGGCUGUACUACUACUUUCAGAGGUCCCUAGAGAAAACAGCCCCUGCCCACGAGGUUGCUGGGGCGUCCUUGCAGGUAGGGACCUGCGACAGGGCCCGGAGGCCGGGACUCGCUCCUGGCCCUCAGAUGGUCAACCAACGCGUGCGUGUGCGUGUGCGCGUGCGCGUGCGCGUGCGCGUGCGUGUGCGCGUGCGCGUGCGUGUGAGAGGGUUCUGGAGACAUUUCCUGCUUCCGGCAAAGAGUCGAAACCCAGGCCCCACCCCUUGUGGGCUGGCCAUAUGGUCACCUCAAGGCCCCGGGGCAGUGGCCUGGAUAAACGCAAAGGAACAGGUGGCCCUAGUGCACCCCGUGGAGGAGACCUUGAGGCCGGUGUGGGGGCCGAUGAAUAAGUGCUACCCUGUGACUGCUCAGAGACGCAGAAUCAAGAGUGGGAAGAAGCCAGCCCCUAAGCAGGCUGUGACCCCCGAGGCAACUGGAAGACCGAGUGAUACGGCCCCCAAGGAGGAGGCCAACAGCCUGUCGCAGGAUGACGGGAAGGCGAGGUCUCCAAGGCUGGAAGCAGCCAGCCCCAUUCGCCCUGGGGAGGAAGCGGCUGAGGAGGCGGCGGCAGGGAUCCCAGGCUGGACGGGAGAUGAGAAGGCCCAGAAGGAGAGUGCUGUAUACCUUGGUAAGACAGCCAACAGCACCCUGCUCCGCACAGCCUCCCUCCCUAACCUCGGCGACCCUGUAGAGGUCACAGAUUCCCGGCUGCUCGCAGACCCUCCUGUCCCGAGGAGGGGAGAUGUCCAGGCAGCCAGAAGCCCUGACCUUCUGGAAUGAGCCGCCCUGCCUCCUGCACCCUCCCCAGGCUGGCGGAGCACCUUGCUCCAGU